UCGACUGACUUCCUGUUGACUGUCAACUGAUUUGAAAACAACAGCGUCACAAAAACAUCCCUGUUCUUCGCUUCAUAACAUUAACAGCCUCGGUCGAAGAAGUACAUCGUUGCCGAUUAGCUGUUUUAACGUGGUUCACAAAUUCGGACUGUCUUUUCCGUCGUGAGCGUGAAAUGCCGGUGACGCUGCUCUGAAAUGAAAUGAAAGAGGAAGUGAAACUUAACGCAGCUGGUUUGGACAUAACGUUAAACCCAAAAGAGCGAAGAUAAAACAGAAAGCAAACUUUAAAGUUGCUUAACAAGUGAAGUAUCCUGCUACUACUCCUGGCCUCAGCAACAUGACGUCGACAAAAUACCUGUACUUCAUCAUAACAAGAAAACUUGAAGCCCCACGACACAUCAAUGCUGGCUGCAUCUGUUACAUCAGUGAAAGCAAUCACAGAUCAGAACUCAGCAAAAAUCAAUCUCUCAAAAAGUUGCGCGUCUUCACCAUGAGCAGAUAUACAUUAGAUUAUGCGAUUGAGGUGAGUAGCAUGGAAGAGCUGAGUCCAGAGGAAGCAGAGCUGCUGCAGGCCCUGCCUGAUGAUGCAGAGAGGCUGAAAUGGUUCAAAGAGAGAGAAGCUCUUAAAACAGCCCUAGGACUCAAAGUUGGAUCUGCAGUGACUGUGGAAGAAGGAGGAGAGAAGCUUAGAGGCAUCGUUCGCUACGUUGGAAGAAUAACAGACCCUUCGUAUCCCUGUCCCUUAUCAGGAACGUACUUUGGCAUUGAACUGCAGGAUACAGACAAGGGGAAGGGGACUACUGAUGGAUCCUACCAUUAUAAAACCCUCUUCUCAUGUUCGAAAGAUUGUGGCAUUUUUGCCCCGUUCUCCAGAGUCAGGCCUGUACUUCCCAGCUCCUUGUCACCCUCCAUCCCUGAGCUCUCUCCACAUGUAGAAAUGGAUAAGCUAAUCCCAGGGGACAGAGUCACUUACUUCCCGGGUGAAAAGUGUCGCCAUGGAAUGGUGGUGGAUGUGCAGGAAAAGGAUGGACAACAUUUUGUUCGUAUCUCCACGGACACAGAUGAGAAUGGAAAGAGAGGGGGUGAAGUUGAAGUCCCACUACAGUUGGUUGCCAAGGGGGAGGUGCCUGCAGACAGCAUGGACGUUGAUACAACCCUGGUGGAUCCAAACACUGAUCUGUACAUGGAUCUGAGUGUGAACUCUGUGGUAGAGGUCAACAUGGGUGCAGGCAAUUUAUAUGGAAUCAUCCGCUGGAUCGGCAAUUUGCCUGGUCGACCGGAAAUCAUGGCUGGACUCGAGCUGGAGGAAGAUAAAGGAGUGAGUGAUGGUACCUUCAAAAGUGAGCGUGUCUUCAAAUGUCCCCCCAAGAGAGGUCUGUUUGUGAAGCUUGGCUCCUGCCGUCCUGACUCAAGAUUUCAGAGCACAUCGGCCGAUCAAAGCGAGACGAUGCUUAAACAGGACGACAUGGAAUGUAAAGGGAAAAGAAAGAUUAUUUGUAAGGAAAUGCACUAUGUGGCCAAAAAGAGAGAGAUAGAGCACAGCACAGGGAAGCUGGAAACUGUUCCUCCAAUCAGCACGGAGCAGGUUAAACAGAUUUUGAUUGGACGAAUGAAGGGGAUCCAAGGCCACUGCAACUCCUGCUACAUGGAUGCCGCCCUCUUCAGCUUGUUUUCUUGCUCCUCUGUGUUGGACUCCAUGCUGUUUAAAUCAACUGAACCUCAAGAUGCCCCCAUUCAGAAAACACUGCUCCAUGACAUUGUUAAUCCCCUCCGCAGUAAGGGCUUUGUGGAAGGGCGGCACAUCAUGAAGCUCCGGCAGCAGCUGCAGAAACAUGGCUACAGUCACUCCUUCACCACAGAUGAGAAGGAUCCAGAGGAGUUCCUUACUGUCAUCAUGCACCACAUUCUUGCACUGGAUCCUCUACUCAAACUCUCAGCUAGUGGGAAAGUGCAGGAGAGUUACUGCUAUCAGAUCUUCUUAGACCAGAACCACAGCCUGGUGCUGCCUACAGUCCAGCAGCUGCUGGAGCAUUCAUUCUACAGUGCAGGACUCAAGCUGGCAGAGGUACCAUCCUGCCUCAUCCUCCAGAUGCCUCGCUUUGGGAAGAAAUUUAAGAUGUUUGACAAGAUCAUUCCCUCUCUGGAGCUGGACGUCACAGACCUCCUGUCUGAAGGUCCUCAGCAGUGCAUGAUAUGUGGAAACUUGGCACAGGAAGAGUGCAACGACUGUUUCAAAGACACCCUUUUCAGCCAGACGGGAUUCAAAAUCUUCUGCAAGAAGUGUUCAUCUCAGGUACACAAUCAUCCUCAACGCCGAGACCAUAAGCUAGUUGCUCUGGACAUCCCUAAGGCUUACUUGGCUUGCGACAUAACUCACCCUCUGACCAGAGACAAACUGGAGCUGUUCGCUGUGCUCUGCAUUGAAACCAGCCACUACGUGUCCUUCAUCAAAUACGGACCAAACAGCCAAGACUGGAUCUUCUUCGACAGCAUGGCAGACAGACAAGGAGAGCGAGACGGCUACAACAUCCCCGAGGUCCGCUCCUGCCCUGAGGUCGGCGACUACCUGGAAAUGUCGCCAGUGGAGUUGGCCAAUCAGGUGCCUCGAGACAUGAAAGGUGUGGCUAAACGUCUCUUUUGUGACGCCUACAUGUACCUAUAUCGGAGCACCAACAUGUGUCUGUAUCGCUGAGGGGAAAAGACCCCACAGCUUUACUCACUGCACACUAUGUCAUAAAAAAAGUUGCCCUGCUGUUCAUGUAAUUUCCUUUGGCUGGAUUGGUUUGUUAUUCUUUUAUGAAUGUGUAGAAGUACACACACGAACUAAAAACGUGUGUAUACAUACAUAUAUGCCUGCCCUAUGUCGCUGGUAAAGUGUUAUCAGGGUUGAAUAACUUAUAACAGCAUCGGUUUCUAUAAUAUUGUAUGAAGAAAAAAAAGGACAACCUGACAUUGCUUGCUCAAUGAUUUUGCACUAUAAAAACAAGAAAAUGAUCAUCACUGACAUGUGUUGGCAAAAAUAAAUGACAGGUUGCACUGUAAUAAUAGGGUUUUGUAGAUUACUGUAUACUCUUGGUGUUUGAUAAUUAUAUUUACAAUUUUUAUAUUUAGAGUUUUGCAGACAAAGACAUCUAAAGAAAGACUAAUGAUUUCAGAGUGGCUUGUUGUAAUAAAUGCCCCAUAUACAGUACUUAUGUAAAUACAAUGCUGUUUAAUUGCUUAGUAAAACUCACCAUUGCAUCUUAAUGUUUUCUGACCAAUAAGGGGUUUAGGAUUGUGGCUGGACCAAUUACUUUAUAUUUCGGUAAAAUUUGUUCCGAUGGAAUAGUAAAUAAUAUAUUGCUUUUGAUAUGAAAAUUCUUUUUCCAUCUAUCAGCAUCCUAACUUAUGUUUGGGAUAACAACACUGUUAAGUUGGGAAAAUAUAUACAGUGCAAUGAAUAUAAUUUUUAAAUAAAGUAAUAAAACACAUCCCAAAUCCUAUAC
Molecule: messenger RNA, 3485 nt
Organism: Micropterus salmoides (largemouth bass)
Lineage: Eukaryota; Metazoa; Chordata; Actinopteri; Centrarchiformes; Centrarchidae
Gene: cyldl
Product: cylindromatosis (turban tumor syndrome), like
Exons: 16
Coding region: 338-2692 (784 amino acids)
Biological process (GO): protein K63-linked deubiquitination
Cellular component (GO): cytosol
Molecular function (GO): K63-linked deubiquitinase activity; cysteine-type deubiquitinase activity
Source: RefSeq, a predicted model, not a curated record